ACAUAACGACCUCUUCCGUUCUCUCUCUCCCUAGCACCACAACAUCACAGACAGACACACUCUCUCUCUCUCUCUCUCUCUGGUCUUCUUGUCUCGAGGUCACUCCCAAAGUCUCCAAUUAUUUAUAUAUUUUUUAGUUAUUUUAUAGGUAAUUUUAUGCUCUCCUCUCUUUUCAGAAGGCGAUUGUAGUCUGUGGAACACUCAGAGAAUCAGGGAGAGAAAAAGAGAGAAAGAGAAAGAGAAAGGAGAGAGAGAGAGAGAGAGAGAGAGAGGAACCCCGAGAGGGGCUUAGAAGAAUUCAAGAAGCUUUCAAUCAAGACAGAAGGAAAACGAUGUCUGAAAACUUCGCACCCUUUCGGUCCCUGCAACUCUAACAGCGGCAGACCCAGAAAACUUCCGGGUUGGCGAAGACGAAGAAAGAGAUGAUGAUGAUGAUGAUGAUGAUGUUGCAGAAGAAGAAGAAGAAAAUACUGAUAUGGGAGUAGCAACAGCACCACCACCUUCUCUGACUCACUCCAAGAAUCAUAACAACAGCGAGUUGGCCUCAGGCAGUGAAACUUGUGUGAAUUCUAUGUCCCAAGGCUUCCACCAAGGGAUCUUUAGCUUCUCUAAUGGAUUUGACAGAUCAACAAUAUCACCUCACCACCACCACCACCAACCACCACACAUCGCACAGCAGAGCCGGAGGGAUAAACUAAGGGUCCAAGGGUUCGACCCACCACCACCACCACUGCCAUUGGUGGGUAUCGAAGAGGAAGUAUCUGGUGAGCUUCCAGGUUACGAAACUGCCGGUAUGUUGUCGGAGAUGUUCAAUUUCCCUUCUGGGACAGCUACCGCAGCCGACCUCUUGGAAAAUCAGAUCGCGUCUAGUUACCGUCUGUCACGACCAUCACCGGUAACCAACGAGUGGUACGGAAAUAGACAAGUAGGGGGGUUGGGUCCUUUGGGAGAUGGGAAACAUCACCAUCACCAUCACCAUCACCAGCCGAACAGCAACGACCGUCACAGCAACAGCAGCAGCAGCAGCAUAGUUCCUCAGCAGAUUCCGGGCAUUAAUGCCGAUUCAGCUGCAGCCAUGCAUCUUUUCCUCAUGAAUCCACAGCCGAGGUCACCUUCUCCUCCUCACCCAAACCCGUCUAAUACUAGUAAUCCUCAUCACGUGCAAGGCUUCCAAUCCGCCGGUGUUGCAGCAGCUGCAGCAUCUGCUUUCGGUGACAACCCAAUUCAUCACUCCCAGUUCACAUGGGUCCCCGGCGGCAGCGCCGGAGGAGAUAAUAACAGUAACAAAAUCGGAGGGGUUGUGGAGAGCCAAGGGCUAUCAUUGUCGCUAUCAUCGUUGCAGCACUUGGAAACGGCAAAAGCCGAGGAAUUGAGAAUUGGGGAUGGUGGGGUGAUGUACUACGGUUUAGGAAACGGAGGUUCUACAGCGGCCGCGGCGGCAUCGUACCCAUCGAUGAAGAAUUUGAGGAACCAUAAUCCUCCUCCUCAUCAUCAGCAUCCUCAGGAUAUACAUGUUGGGUUUGGGUCGUCGUCUUUAGGGGUUGUUAAUGUUUUGAGAAUUUCCAAGUAUUCGAAGCCUGCCCGUGAGUUGCUUGAAGAGUUCUGCAGUGUUGGGAGGGGACAGUUCAAGAUGAAGAAGCAUUCUUCUACCUCUAACCCUAAUCCUAAUCAAGGCAACGGCACUGGUACUGGUGGUGCUGGUGGCUCUUCUCCAUCUUCUUCAAAGGACAUUUCUCCUUUAUCUUCUUCUGAUAGAAUUGAAUACCAACGGAGGAAGGUCAAGCUAUUAUCCAUGAUUGAUGAGGUUGACAGGAGAUACAACCAUUACUGUGAGCAAAUGCAAAUGGUGGUUAACUCGUUCGACUCGGUGAUGGGAUUCGGUGCAGCAACUCCUUACACGGCGUUAGCACAGAAGGCAAUGUCACGCCAUUUCAGAUGCCUUAAGGACGCCAUAGCUGCACAGUUGAAGCAAACAUGUGAGCUUCUGGGAGAGAAAGAUGGGGCAACGGCUUCUGGAGUGACUAAAGGAGAGACACCAAGGCUUCGAAUGCUGGAAGAAAGCCUAAGGCAGCAAAGAGCCUUUCACCAGAUGGGAAUUAUGGAACAAGAAGCUUGGAGACCUCAGAGAGGCUUGCCUGAACGUUCCGUCAACAUUCUUAGAGCCUGGCUUUUCGAGCAUUUCCUUCACCCGUACCCGAGCGAUACAGACAAGCAUUUGUUGGCUCGACAGACUGGUUUAUCGAGAAACCAGGUAUCAAACUGGUUCAUUAAUGCAAGGGUUCGGUUGUGGAAACCCAUGGUGGAAGAGAUGUAUCAGAAAGAGGCCAAAGAGGAAGCAGAAGAGAGAGAUGGAGAUGAAAGAGAGAUAAGCCCACUAGGACAAAGCAGCAGCUCUGCACAAACACCGACACCUACAACAGCGACAGCUGCAUCAGCAACAACACCGGUGGUAGUACCAGUACCACCACCACCAACAGCAGCAACUACUACAUCAUCAUCUAAAACUAUUUCUACCACAGCACAAGGCAAAAGAUCUGAAAUCAAUGCCCACGACAAUGACCCCUCACUCAAUGCAAUCAAUAGACAAUGCUUUGGCACCACCACCACCACUACCACCACCUUCACCGGCGAUGUGCUUCAGCGUUUUCCGGCAACCCACGUACUUGAUGACACAUGUAGACAGAAUGGUCAUAGCGGCAUCUUGGCUGCUGCUGACUAUGGGACCACAGCAGUUGGUACAAAUAUGGGGCCAACACUAUUAAGGUUUGGGACCACCACCACCACCACAACCACCGGCGAUGUGUCGCUUACGCUUGGGCUUCGACACGCCGGUAAUUUGCCGGAGCAGAGCCCGUUUGCCGUUAGAGAUUUUGGAGGAUGUUGAAAAUUUGGUUUACUGCUACUACAUUAUUUCAUUACCCCCUCCAGAAAAAAAAAAAAAAAAAAAAAAAAUGAAACAAGGGAAAAGAAAAAAAUAAAAGGAAAAUUCUCUCUUUUCUUUCCUUUUUUCCUUUAAUUUUCCUCUUUGGUUGUUCCUUCUUAUGAUGUUUUAAGUACAUAAAAAUGAAGGAGAAGUAAGCUAACUGUUAGGGAUCUAUUUAAUUUGUAUAGUAGAUUGUUUAUAAAACUAAGGUUUUGUACCUUGAUAAAAAAGUUUCUAACUUGUUGAGGAAAACUUCAUAACCUUCA
Messenger RNA from Macadamia integrifolia, 3189 nucleotides. Its product is annotated as BEL1-like homeodomain protein 4. Gene Ontology annotation, biological process: regulation of transcription by RNA polymerase II. The record is from RefSeq and is a predicted model, not a curated record. The transcript has 5 exons. NCBI's taxonomy places the organism in Eukaryota, Viridiplantae, Streptophyta, Magnoliopsida, Proteales, Proteaceae. Gene Ontology annotation, molecular function: RNA polymerase II cis-regulatory region sequence-specific DNA binding; DNA-binding transcription factor activity, RNA polymerase II-specific. The coding region runs from base 476 to 2884 and encodes 802 amino acids.